GCCGCGACGCUGAGCCAGCGCACCGGGGCGGGACGCUCCUGGCCCGCCACGGGGCCAUGGCUGCGGGCUCGUUCCCAGCCUGUCUGUAGUGUGUGUCGGAGCCCCCAGCCCUCCGCCCAGGGUUAACGCAGGGUGCCCCAGCCCCCGACUGAGUGCGGAGGCCCCCGGCCUCCGGUUCCCCGACACCCGAACCUUCAGCUGCCUCCGACCCGGUGCUUCGGACUUGGGACCGUGCGAGCGCCCAGGAAGCCCCGGCCCGGGUCCAGCGCCCCGUGAGGGGUCCCAGGCAGGCUGGACAGUUGGACUGAACCGGUGUGGGCUGGUGCUGCGAGCCGAAGCCGCCACCUUCCUGCGCCCCAGGCGAGGGGCUCGGCUCCGCAGAGAACACUGGUGGCCCCUCUGCCCCGGUGGCUGGCGAGACCGAGAGCUGCAGCUCACCCAGUGAAGUGACAUCACCACCUCUGUGGACAGGAGACCCCGGGAGCCCAGCUCACGGCCACUGGUACCUUCUUCCAGGUAAAGGAAAAAGGACCAGCCGGUGGCCUCCAUGGGCGCCUGAGGGCCGGGCGCCAGGGCCUUGGGCACGAGCAUGGUGAGACACCAGCCCCUGCAGUACUAUGAGCCACAGCUGUGCCUCUCCUGCCUCACAGGCAUCUACGGCUGCCGCUGGAAACGCUACCAGCGCUCCCACGAUGACACUACACCGUGGGAGCGCCUCUGGUUCCUGCUCCUCACCGUCACCUUCGGCCUCACGCUCACCUGGCUCUACUUCUGGUGGGAAGCUCACAAUGACUACGACGAAUUCAACUGGUACCUCUACAACCGCAUGGGCUACUGGAGUGACUGGUCCGUGCCCAUCCUCAUGACCACAGCCGCCGCCUUCACUUACAUCGCAGGCCUCCUGGUCCUGGCACUAUGUCACAUUGCUGUGGGGCAGCAGAUGAACCUGCACUGGCUGCACAAGAUAGGACUGGUGGUCAUCCUGGUGUCCACGGUGGUGGCCAUGUCGGCUGUGGCCCAGCUAUGGGAGGACGAGUGGGAGGUGCUGCUCAUCUCCCUGCAGGGCACAGCGCCGUUCCUGCACGUGGGGGCCCUGGCUGCCGUCACCGCGCUCUCCUGGGUCGUGGCAGGACAGUUUGCCCGCGCAGAGCGGUCCUCCUCCCAGAUGGCCAUUCUCUGUACCUUCUUCGCCGUGGUGUUUGCCCUCUACCUGGUCCCUCUCUCCAUCUCCUCUCCCUGCAUCAUGGAGAAAAAGGACCUGGGCCCCAAGCCCGCCCUCAUCGGCCACCGCGGGGCCCCCAUGCUGGCCCCAGAGCACACGCUGAUGUCCUUCCGGAAGGCCCUUGAGCAGAAGCUGUAUGGACUCCAGGCUGACGUCACCAUCAGCCUGGACGGCGUGCCCUUCCUCAUGCAUGACGCCACCCUGCGGCGCACCACCAACGUGGAGGAGGAGUUCCCGGAGCUCGCCCGCAGGCCCGCCGCCAUGCUCAACUGGACUGUCCUACAGAGGCUCAAUGCCGGCCAGUGGUUCCUGAAGACGGACCCCUUCUGGACUGCCAGCUCCCUGUCGCCCUCCGACCACAGGGAGGCCCAGAACCAGUCCAUCUGCAGCCUAGCAGAGCUCCUGGAGCUGGCCAAGGGCAAUGCCACGCUGUUGCUCAACCUGCGCGACCCGCCGCGGGAGCACCCCUACCGCGGCAGCUUCCUCAAUGUCACGCUGGAGGCCCUGCUGCGCUCGGGCUUCCCCCAGCACCACGUCAUGUGGCUGCCUAAUAGGCAGAGGCCCUUGGUGCAGAAGGUGGCUCCUGGCUUCCAGCAGACGUCCGGCUCCAAGGAGGCGGCUGCCAGCCUGCGGAGAGGCCACAUCCAGCGGCUGAACCUGCGCUACACGCAGGUGUCCCGCCAGGAGCUCAGGGACUAUGCGUCCUGGAACCUGAGCGUGAACCUCUACACGGUCAACGCACCGUGGCUCUUCUCCCUGCUGUGGUGCGCGGGGGUCCCGUCCGUCACCUCCGACAACUCCCACACCCUGUCCCAGGUGCCUUCCCCCCUCUGGAUCAUGCCCCCGGACGAGUACUGUCUCAUGUGGGUCACCGCCGACCUGAUCUCCUUCAUCCUCGUCGUUGGCAUUUUCGUGCUCCAGAAGUGGCGCCUGGGUGGCAUACAGAGCUACAACCCUGAGCAGAUCAUGCUGAGCGCUGCGGUGCGCCGGACCAGCCGAGACGUCAGCAUCAUGAAGGAGAAGCUCAUCUUCUCAGAGAUCAGCGAUGGCAUGGAGGUCUCCGAUGAGCUCUCUGUUUGUUCAGACAACAGUUACGACACAUACGCCAACAGCGCCACCACCCCUGUGGACCCCCGAGGGAGGGGCAGCCGCGCCAAGACCUUCACAGACCGGAGUGGGCGUUAGCUGAAGACCUGUCUGUCCCAGCCUGUACCAAACGUGGAGACCAGGAACCCAGGAGAGCUGGCAGGAGCGUAUCUGGACUUGGAGUGCUCUGGGAGCUGGCUCCAUGGCCUCCUCGUUGGCUCCAGCCUCUUGUCAGCCAUGGCCUCUCUUGGAGGGGGCACCCCUCUCCCCUGAGGCCCAGGUGGGCCAGGACUCCAGCCUCUCAGAUGCCCCUGCAGGCCUGGGGCUCCCUCUGGGAAGUUUGGGGCCCGGGGCCUGGUCCUCCCUCUUAGGCCCUCCUUGCAUCGUGAUCUGGAAGCUUUGAUGGGUCACUGGGCCAUCCCAUGCCCCCUGUGGAUGGAGGAUGUGGAUGCCCACGUGUGUCCGUCCUCCUGUCCAUGCUGUGAGGCAGCCGACUUCUCUGUGUUUCUCCUGCCUUGAGGGUCUGAGCAGGGCCUCCACUGCCAGCAGCUCUGCUCCUCAAGUCCAUCUCAAAGCACAAGGAGGUUUGGCCCAGGAGAAAGCCUGCUGUGGUGGUGGAGACACUCCUCCGCCCCCACCAGCCUCCCACCGCCGCCAUCCCUGCCCCAGGAGAGGGCCUGAGCCAUGUCCUGUAGGAGCAGCUAGAGAUGCCAAAAGGGCAGGCUCAGGGCUGCUCGAUCCUGUGCCCAAGUGUCCAACAGGCCUCUGGGGCAGAGUGACCUGGAGUCCACAGACUGACAUGACUUCAAGUUUCCACGUCGGUGGCCAAAGGGCAGGGGCCAUCUGGGAAAAGUGUUCUGGGCAUGUACAAGGGUGGGCGUGUGGCCAAGGAAGCCUGCAGUGGAGGGAGCCCGAGGGGCCUUGGCCAACAUGAUUAAUGCUGCCAUCUUGA
This is a messenger RNA of Ceratotherium simum simum (southern white rhinoceros), 3260 nucleotides long. NCBI's taxonomy places the organism in Eukaryota, Metazoa, Chordata, Mammalia, Perissodactyla, Rhinocerotidae. The record is from RefSeq and is a predicted model, not a curated record.